UUUGUCGGUUUCCUAUGCUCCGCCCCCGCGCCCGAAGAACGCGCUGUGCCGGGCUCAAGCUCCGCCCCCCGUCUGGGGAACCCAGCCAAUCGGGUCCGCCUCUCUGACGCGCGCAGGCCGGCACCUGCGUCCUGCCCCGCCUCUUUCCCAGGAGCUGUCAGAGAGCCGUUGUCGGUUGAGGGAGGAAGGUGCGCGAGGUGGAGCAGCCUGAAAUCUGGAUUGAGAAGCAAGUUAAGACUGAAAAAUAAGCACUGCAUUGAUGACUUAGGGAGACCUUGAAGGACACACUGUUUUGCUAAGCUACAUUUUUGCAAGCCAUUCAAGGCACAAUGAAGUACCCAUUAUGUUUUUGAAACAUUAACGGUUUUGUCUUUUGCUAUCAGCCAUGUUUUUUGGUUGAUGUUCAUGAAUUUUAUUGUUGUGAUAACAGAAAAAUGCAAGACCAGAAUUUAGUGGAAAUACAUAGUGGUGCGGAAGUUUCAAGCCAGUCAAUUUUGAAACCUCUGUCAACAGAGACGGGUGCCACCUCUCUCAGUAAAAACAGCAGUGGAACUGAUGUACAUUCUCUAAACCAAAAUGGAAAUUUUGAUGAAAGCUCAGAACUGGAAAUGAUUCAGAAAAGCCUUCCUGUCGAGUGUGGUGACAAAAGGGUUUAUGAAGCAUCGCUGGAGAGUCCUGACACCAGCUUGGGGGAAUCCAGCAGUACUUGGGGUGACUUUGAAGGUUUCAGUGAGGUCAAGCAGGAAAAUUUAAGCAACACCUUGGAGUCUUUGGAGAAGCCAAAUGGAAAACAAACUUACACAAAUGAUGUGGAUGUCAGUGACAGCUGCCUCACUACCUCAUGCAGACAGUUCUCUUCCAAAACAACUGGACACAACAGAAAAGAAACAUUUGCUAACACUUCAGUGAAGGCUGUCCUCAGCUCUGAAGAUAUUAUUAAACUGAGUUUUCCAGAAGUUCCUGUACCACAGUUCUUGGAGAAAAUUAGCAGCUUGGAUCAAGUACUUUAUACAAAAACAGAAGACACAAACAUUCCUGAAUGUACAACGAAACAACUUUGCACUGACUCUGGGAAUUUAUGGAAAACUCUUACUCAGUCCACUAACCCUUCCAGUUUAAGACGUCCUUGGAACAAAUCUCAUUACCACGAAAACCUUCUAGCUGUGCUUGGAAUAGAUGCUCAUCAAAAGGCUGUUCCAGAAGGAAAGAAUGAUAUUUUGGAGACUAGCAUUAGCGAAAACGAAGAUUCCAAUGUUGACAAGUUCAACAUUAGCACUUGUAAAGCACUAAUUCAAACCAAGCUUUCUGUAUCUCCUGCUCCAAAACAGAGCCAUCUCUUUUCCUAUAACCUUUUCUUGAAGAAGACCCCAUCUGGUGGAACUAUGCAAUAUAUCACAGUUCCACAGAAGAAGAGGAUUUUUACUACACGAAGCCUAAAGAUGAAAAUGUUCAGCAGCAAUGUUUGCUAAUAACCAACAUAUUUCUGUUGUUUUGAUCAUUUUUUUUAGAAAAAGCUUAUAUUGUAUUAUUAAUUUAAAAUGAAGAGCUUUGGGAGGAAGAAAAUAAAACCUUAAGCUGUGUAUUUAAUUUCAGUCUACCAUCAGGGAUGUGAGUAAAUGAACUUGAACUAGGUUGGUCCAUUCCAACUUUACAAUUCUAUGAUUUUAUAUCCCUUUGCCAGGAACUGCAGGCAAAUCAUAUUACAUUUUAUGGUAAACUAGCUAGAAUUGAGCUGUUAUAAACAAAGGAUGGGUUGUGCUCUGCUAACUCAAUCCUGCCAUUAUCUUUUAAGCAUUAAUGACAUUUGUCAAACUUUUUAAACUAUGCCCCCAAAUUAAAAUGUGUGUUGUUUGUGUGCCUUUUAACCUUUGUUUCUCCAGCUCACUAUUUCUGUGCUUAAUUCAAGACUGUACAGGUUGUCCUAACUUCUCUCUUAUUUAUCCCUACUUGCAGUCCUGUGCCUCCGCUAGUAUAACUGGUUUAUGAAUUGCCUUUUGGGGGAGAUGGGCAAACUUGAGUAUCAGCCACACUUCUCUAUAUUGCUUGGUUUGCAUAUGAACCAUCCUGUUGUGCAACUCAUCAGAAGACUGUUGAACAACUGUCCUUCCCUCUUGACCCUUCUCCUUUAGUAUUAGAGAUAAAUACAUCAUUGAACGUCUAUGCCAAGACAGGAUACUUCUGCAUGAUACGAAUGAACCAAAAUGGGAGUCCUGAAUAUAUUUGUUGAAUGGGCCUCGAAUAAUAGCACUGCACCAAUAACCUUUAAGGGCCUUUCAACUCCUUAAAUGUUAUGGCCUCUGCUAGAAUUCUGCAAUGUAUCUUAAAAGGAGCAUACACUAAAGCAGUGACUUUCAGGCUUUGAUUAGUCACUCCCAACACAGUCUAGUUGGGAGUGUUUCAGAGACUGCACUCACUCCAUGUGAGUUGCAUAGCUGCCCUUUUUUGAGCUGAACAACUUAGAGCAUAUUUGGUGUGGAAUUCAAUUAUUACACAGGUGGAACUUCCAUCACCUUCCUAUACUCCCACCUGUAUUCCCUAUACACCCCCAAAAUUUGCUCUGGGUGGGGGCACCUCUCCAGAGCAGAUGUUAAGGAGAAGAUAGAUAUGGGGCCCUGCUAUGGGAGCGGAAAUCGUUUUGUGUGCACAUCAACAGCAUGAUUGCAUACAACCCUCAAAGUCUCCUUCACUUGCACAUUGCAGAAGUAGUAUGGCUUUAACGUCAAAGGGAAAAGUUUGUCUUCUGGUUUGGUAUACACUGAUACCUUGGGUUAAGAACUUAAUUUGUUCCGGAGGUCCACUCUUAACCUGAAACUGUUCUUAACCUGAGGUACCACUUUAGCUAAUGGGGCCACCACGCUGCCAGCGCACGAUUUGCAUUCUCAUCCUGAGGUAAAGUUCUCAACCUGAGGUACUACCGGGUUAGCGGAGUUUGUAACCUGAAGAGCCUGUAACCCGAGGUACCACUGUACCUCUCUGAGAAACCCCCAAUGGUUUGAACAGUGCUGCACUAGAACAAAGGAGUCCAGGAACUAGGAAAUACUUCUCAAACUUCAAGAAACAGCCCUCUUUUAACCUAAAUUAGAUAUUUUAUGCCCCCACCUUGAUAUUACUUGUAACAUUCCCCUCACUUAGCUGCACUGUGUCACUCCAUGCUUUAUAAUUUACAUCCUAGCAGUAUCAGUCCCACAUUAGGUCACUUCUUCCAGCACUGCCACUUUGGGAAGCAUUGCACUUGAGAGUCUGUCUCUGACUAAAAGGCAGGGUGGGGAGCAGAGAGAGCGAGAGCAAUUGCUCACCUUGCUUCUGUCCCAUGCAAUUAUGAUACACUUUUAACAUUGUCACGGAAAGAGAAAGUUUGCUUCCUUCUAUUUUAUACUGAGUGUAUUUUAAAUUCUGAAACUGUUUUACAACCAUGAAAUGUUAGAAGGCCUUAUUGUCAUAUCCACUGACGUUCAUUAUGGGUGCUGGUCCUGAAUUUUCUCUUGAAGGGUCAGGGCAAGUGAUGACGGGUAAGGCUCUAUCCCAGCACUGCAGUCAAUGCCGGUAUGAACAUAGCAUAAUCUACAUGUAAGUGUAGCUUAUAGAAAAUUUUAUGGGUUGUGUUCUCAGUUCUGGAAUAAAACUCAGUGGGCACUAUUGUCGGUUUAGGAGAAACUUUUUUGUGUAUGUGUCCUUAUUACUUUAAUAGCAAUAGGUCAAAUUCAGUGUCCAGUUGCCUUUGUUUAAAGCUGCUUAACAAUGAGUGGAGCAGAACAUGUGCACCCAGUUAGCAUGGCAUGAGGGCCCGUAACAUGACAAAGCUUAAAGUUGGAAAAAUUACGCCUCUUACAGGCCAGUCGAUAAAGAACAAAUCUGCACUGAUACGUUUUGUAACUCUGCCUUUAAUAAACUAUUCACAAUAUA
Podarcis muralis (Common wall lizard) is the source of this 3903-nucleotide messenger RNA. RefSeq names its product clathrin binding box of aftiphilin containing 1 (gene CLBA1). NCBI's taxonomy places the organism in Eukaryota, Metazoa, Chordata, Lepidosauria, Squamata, Lacertidae. The record is from RefSeq and is a predicted model, not a curated record. Gene Ontology annotation, biological process: intracellular transport. Gene Ontology annotation, cellular component: trans-Golgi network membrane; AP-1 adaptor complex. Gene Ontology annotation, molecular function: clathrin binding.